Messenger RNA from Paramacrobiotus metropolitanus, 1006 nucleotides. RefSeq lists its product as uncharacterized. The transcript is spliced from 3 exons. The record is from RefSeq and is a predicted model, not a curated record. Bases 125 to 700 code for a protein of 191 amino acids. Lineage: Eukaryota; Metazoa; Tardigrada; Eutardigrada; Parachela; Macrobiotidae.
CAGUUUAAAUUCUUUGAAAUUAAGGUGACCUUAAAAUGUAAUAAAAUCUCUACCGGCUUUUUGCCUGAUUCAUUCACCUGAGUUUGGAAUUUAGGCAUCAGAAAUAUAUACAAUUUUCACAACCAUGCCGCCUUGUGGACAAUGUAAAAUUGGCUACGCAGAAUUUCCAGUUUAUAAAAAUCAGUACUUCAUGGAAAAGGACGAGACGCCACCUAAGUCAUGCAAACCAAAACAUGUUUUCGUCAAGCCGAAAGGAGUAUGGAAGCCGCCAACCAUUUAUCAACGAUCGUACCUGCCGACAAAGGCUAAAGUGGAAAUUGUAGGACCACCGGUUUCCAAAUGGCUCCAUCCGACCGAUCGAAUGGAUGGAUUGACCAUGUACCAAACAGAGUUCGGCCGCAAGGUAUACCAAAAACCGCACUGGCGCCGUUUCAAACCUUCCGCUCCAAAAACUCCACAUAUGGAUAGAAUAUCAGAGUAUACCGAUAAUUUUCAACCGUUGACUGCUGAAGAACAAUUCAACGCACGCCCGAAAGGGCUGGUGCCGAUGAAACGUUUAGCAGCCCGUAAUGCGGCCCUAAUGAAGUCCAAUAUCAAGCCACCAAUCAAUUUCGAAACCAUGUACGUUUCGGCGUACAAACCUCCAACAAAGGAACAUCAUGAAACCAGUCCCUUUCCAAAAUUUAGGUCGAAAAGGUAACAUUUAUAUCUACUGUAGUGGGAAAAAAAUUUGUGUUCAUUGUGCUUACGAUUUCAGCGUGUUCCUGUGCUCUCAGUUUUUUAUCUGUAUUGUAGCUAAAACAAAACAAAUGCAGGUUGUAAUGUUACUUAAAAUCUUGAAUUAUGUUUAGCUUUUUAUUAUACGCGUGAAAUUGUGUAAAUGUGAAAGGUUAUCGGGACGAUAUAGUAUUUGUUUGUGGGAAGGCGAAUUAGAUGCGUACGUAAAUAAAUGUUUUAGAUUACAGGACAUUGGUUUAUGCACUGCGUUGGUUUUCAAACCGGUUUA